AUGUUGGGGCGUUUGAACGUGGCCAAACGACUUGCGCGUCAGAAUUCAGAGACUGACAAUGGCGAACGCUACCCCAACUACUUCGGUGAACUGCUCAAGGCGCCGGGCGCAAAAAGUGACACAAUUAUUUGGACGGCUCGCCAGAUGGGCCAAGAGGCACUCAUAUGUGCUGUCUUCCAGUGGUAAGUGCUGUAUCAUUUCAUCGUUGUCGGAUCACUAAAUGUACGAUGGUCUGGAAUUUGAUUUUGGUUAAGAUAACGUCUUGUGUUGGAUUGUUCCCAGGCUCCCGUCUUUCAGUCUCAACACUAUAGUAAAAUAGAGGUAGGAUGGAAACUGGUCCAGGAGACACUAGUAGUGUUUUCUUGAUUGCCUAGCCUGAACUUAUACUACGUGUCCCAGACACUAUGGACGCUCUCAUACACCAACAAUGUUUCUGCCUACUUGAUUAGCCACACGAUGCAGGCCAUAUACACCAGGUUGCAAGUUGCGACUGUGUUGAUUCCACAGAGUCGUUAGGACGACAUGCAUUUAUGCCAAUGUCCGAAUAUUCUCAGUCAUUUUUCACGUUAGUUGUAGCCUUCAAUAUUGCUUCUUGGCAACGCAUGUUAAAGUUGGCAAAUGUGAGGCAACCAGAAAUGCCUUAUGGCACGUCUACAUUACCAGCAAUCAGGCUAUUUAUUUCCCUCCUUCCAGGCUGCCCGCAAUCUGACUUCCCGGGGGCCGCAUUCGGCGGCCGUUUGACACAGCAGGCAGAGGCGCCUCAUCACACAGUAAGUACUCCGGAUGCUGAUGCUGAUGCUGAUGAUGAUGAUGAUGAUGAUGAUGAUGAUGAUGAUGAUGAUGAUGAUGAUGAUGAUGAUGAUGAUGAUGAUGAUGAUGAUGAUGAUGAUGAUGAUGAUGAUGAUGAUGAUGAUGAUGAUGAUGAUGAUGAUGAUGAUGAUGAUGGCGGCGGCCAGAGAGGGCAUUUUACAUUUCAUUGUCUGCUCUAUCCUGUCACUAAACGUAUUCCUUCUUGCAUCACCCAGGGUGUCCCACGCCUACUGGUGGAGAUGGUCGAGGCCCUGCGUAGACGUGGCCUAUGCAUUGAAGGCAUUUAUCGAGUGCCAGGACGCGCCUCCAGGGUUCAAGAAAUAAUUCAACUGGCAAAUUCCGUAAGUCACCUACCUCAUUAAUCCUAUGCAUGCAGUGAAACAUCAUGCAACACAGAAUAUUCAGCUGACUUACCCUUAGUUGUACACUAACAUGCAGAUUCGCAUAUGUUUGCCCUUUCAGAAUGCGAGGGAGCUGUGUGACCGACUGGUGUGGGAUGAGGAGGCGUUUGAUGGUCGCACAUUAUCGUCAGCCAUCAAGCGCUACGUGGGCGCACUACCUGUCAGUCUUCUUAAUGCCAACAUGUUUGUCUCCUUUGUGGCGUCGACGGCGAUGGGGACAGCGUCGGAGAGAGGUGGCCGGUCUCUGCGGACACCGGCAGGCCUGGCGAGCGCCUUAUGCCAGUUGCGAGAAGCCCUCAUGAAGGCAUUUGGCUGCCCUGGCAAUUCAAAGGCUGAGGACCGAGAGAGAGGGUGGCGAUUGGCCACGCUUGACUUUGUCAUGCGCCACCUACGGGAGGUUGUGGCCCUUCAGGCCAUCAACCGCAUGUCCCCACGUGCGCUGGCAUUAUGUCUCACACCCUCUCUCUUCGGCUCCACGGACGCUGCCGAGACCAACAGUCAGGUAUGCAUUACAUCACAGCUGCCCUCUUUUACGUCUCUCCAUGUAAUCCCCUCUUUCUUUACUGGUCAUUACCUCAUUCUUAUGCUAUUUCAUGUCUGCCACCAUCACCAUCAAUAGGUGCUGGAGCUGCUAAUUGAGCACUGGCCCUGGCUGUCACAGUGUCUGCACCGGGGCAGCCAGCCGGUGUCCGUAGAGGGUCUGGGCGAACCGGUAUCCGAUGCCUGUCUCUAUGCUUGCCGGUAAGUCUCCAACCGCCCAUCUCCUCCUUGCCAUUAUAUCGACUUCAUUUAUUCUGACAUUCAUGCUUACUAGGAGACUUGCUUACUUUCUUACUGUGCACUCAGUUACAGUCCAAUUCGUGCAGACAUUUUAGCCAUGCUAUACUUCUUGCGGUUUUUGUCGCUGGCUGCCAUGUUGUUGCCCUGAGGACUGAAAUACGGCCUCCAUGACAGCACAGAUAUUUUUCAUUCUAGUCCAAAGCAUAGGCUUCGCCAAUUAAUCUAGAGUGCUGUUCAAUCUAACGGGUACUCAACCAUGGCUCACUGAACACUCUCCCCUUUCUAGAUACCAGCGUCAUUGUUUUCUGCAGUCCCUGUGCCUACCACCGACCCUCCCACCGUCGCCGCCGCCGCCGCCGCCUUCAGUCACUGCCUUUUGUGCUGGCGCGUGUACAUAG
Spirometra erinaceieuropaei is the source of this 2389-nucleotide messenger RNA. The record is from the annotation of a GenBank genome assembly. NCBI's taxonomy places the organism in Eukaryota, Metazoa, Platyhelminthes, Cestoda, Diphyllobothriidea, Diphyllobothriidae.